Panicum virgatum (switchgrass) is the source of this 3338-nucleotide messenger RNA. Its product is annotated as pentatricopeptide repeat-containing protein At4g20090-like. Gene Ontology annotation, molecular function: protein binding. The record is from RefSeq and is a predicted model, not a curated record. The transcript has 2 exons. Lineage: Eukaryota; Viridiplantae; Streptophyta; Magnoliopsida; Poales; Poaceae. Bases 22 to 1932 code for a protein of 636 amino acids.
CGCCAUGCUUCUCCUCCCCCUAUGCCCCAUCCCGCCACCCAUCUCCCCGUCCCCCUCCGCCGCCUCACCCGCAGACCCUCCCUCGCCGCCACCGCCGCCCGCCGCUCCCACUCGUCCCCCUCCGUCUCCUCCUCAUCGUCCGACGACGAAUCACCGCUCGCCGGCGAGCUCUUCCCGGCCGCCGGCGCGCCCACCCUCCUCUCCGUCGCGCGCUCCCUCGCCAUCGCGUCCCCUCCCCCGUCCGCCGCCGCCGUCCUCGGCUUCCUCGGCCGCCUCCCCCACGACGCCUCCCCCCACAUCUUCCCCCACCUUGUCGCCGCCCUCGCCCGCUCGCCCCGCCCGAUCCUCGCUCUGCGCCUCUUCCUCUCCCCGCCCGCUCCCUCCGCCACCACCCACCACUCUUUCAAUUCAGCGCUCGUCCGGUUCCCCCUCCCGCCUCACCUCCUCCCGGCCUUCUUCUCCCACUCCCUCCGCCGCUUCCCCGGACUUACUCCCACUCUGCUCUCCUUCAACCUCCUCCUCAAGUGCAUCUCUUCCUCUCUGGUCCCAAGGAACCCCGGCCUUUAUCUUGCAAGCGCGCUGCGAAUCCUCCACGAUGUCAUUCCAGCGUGGAAACUUGCGCCGGAUAAGUUCACCUACUCGACCGUCGUGUCAGCUCUGGCCGAUGCAGGGCAGGUGGAGGAUGCGGUGGCGCUUGUGCAUGAGAUGGUGGUUGAUGGGGUGGUGCCGGCUGAGGCUUUUAACCCCGUGCUGAGAGCAAUGCUGCGUGCAGGGGAUGUCAAUGGGGCAGCCAAAUUGUUUUGGUUUAUGCAGCUAAAGGGUUGCACACUGACAGCAGCGACAUACAAUGUGCUGCUGCAUGGCUUGUUAUUGUGCAAUAAGGCGAGGGCAGCAAUGGGCAUCAUGAGGAGAAUGGAGGGUGAGGGAAUUGCGCCAGGGUUAAUGACAUAUGGUGCAGUGGUGGAUGGGUUGGUGAAAUGUGGAAGAGUUGAGGAUGCAUGGAAAGUCGCUGAGGAAAUGAGGAAUAAGGGGCUUGCACCUAGUGAAUUUGUGUUCUCGGCCGUGAUCACCGGGUUUUGCAGGUCAGGGGAGGCUGACAGGGCAUUGAGGGUGUGGGAGACAAUGGUGGCAGCUAUGGUAAGGCCGAACAUUGUUCUGUAUUCAGCAAUGAUUGAUGGCCUUGCCAGGUGUGGGAGGAUGACAGAAGCUGAAAUGUUAUUUGAAGACAUGGCUGAUGCAAAAUGUGCACCAAACAUCAUGACAUAUGGCUCAAUGAUUCGAGGUUAUUUCCAGAUUGGAGAUUCAUCGCGAGCUCUCUAUACCUGGGAGGAGAUGAUAAGGGCUGGCUGUGUGCCAAAUGCCAUUAGUUACAGCAUAUUGAUCAGUGGGAUGUGCAAUGUAGGGAGAUUAAAAGAUGCUAUGAUGAUCUGGAAACACAUGCUUGGCCGUGGAUGUGCACCUGAUACAAUAGCUUAUACUUCAAUGAUCAAGGGGUUAUGCAUGUCUGGGAUGGUUGACGGUGGUCUCCGUCUAUUUAAUGACAUGCUGGCGAAGGGUGAUGCCAAACCUGAUGCCAUCAGUUAUAAUGUUAUGUUGGAUGGGCUGAUUUGCACAAAUAACCUUCCUCGGGCAAUGGACUUGCUUAAUCAGAUGCUUGAUCAAAGGUGUGAUCCAGAUGCAGUAACAUGCAACAUUUUCUUGCGGGAGAUUGGGGUUGCAGAGGGGAAAGGGAGACAAUUCUUAGAGGGACUGGUCAUGAGGCUAUGCAACAGAGAAAGGUGUAGGGCAGCUGGAGAUGUUUUGAUGGUGAUGCUGGCUAAGUAUAUUGUGCCAGAGGUUGCCAUUUGGUAUACUAUUGUGAGAGGAGUUUGUCAGUCUAAGAGAGUUUGGAAAGUCGUCGACAACUGUUGGGAUGAGAUUUGGAGGCCUUAAAGAGUAUUUAUAUUCUUUUUAUACACUGAUUGGGCCCAUGAUUUCGAGCUCACAUGCUGGAGUGCUUUUAUACUCCAUUUCUUUUGAAAGCUGAUGUGCUGAUUUUUAUUCAAGUUGAUGAUGCUAAAACAAAAUGUAGAGGACGUGUUUCCAAGCUUGCCUUGCCAUUUAUCACAUGUUUUAGAUUCUCCUUCCUACUUCAAUGUUAAAUCCUUCAGGUACCUUUUUUAUUUUCUCUAUCAAUAAUAUAUAACUUUUGCAAUGGAGCAUUAGACUGGUUUUAGUGUUAGGAGCAUCUACUGCCUAAGAACAUAUGCUGUAAAUUGUAAUGAAUUUUAGAGUAUCAGAAAUUAUAUGUAAAUUUAGCUGAAAAAAUAGUAGCUAUGGUUUAUGAUGGUGAUGUUAAGUAGAUCAAUUAGAUCCUUCAGUUAUAGAGGUCCAGAAUCCAGAUAUACGUUCUCACAGCUGUAUGCAUAUUCUAUGUGAUGUGAAGAAAGCUAACAAUAGUAAAUACUUAUUUGUAUUAUCUCACUUUUGCCAUUGUUCCUGAACACCAUAUAUGAUCCUAUCACUUCAUGAAGAGAUUAUGCGGUUCCCUCCUGAUAACAACAUUCAUGUUUAAGUUAUUCAACUCAUACUAAUCUUUAACAUUGUUUAUAACGGGAAUUGCCUUGCAUACCACGCACCACCACAUAUAUUAGAUAUUGUGAUGGCUCUAUGCAAAGCCUGACUAGGCCUUGUGGAUAAUUAUCACAACAGAAGAAAUCUAUUAGAAUACAUCUCAUGGAUGAUAAAGAUGUAUGGGUAGUAGUAGUUGGUUAUUGUAAUACUCCCUCUGUCCCAAUAUAUAAGGUGUAACCACUUUUUACUCAAGUCCCAUAAUAUAAGGCGCGCUCUCUCUAGGCACACGUUCAUCGAUGCAGUAAUACUACUGUUGAUAGAGAAAAUUAAAUACGUUCCUUGGUCUUUGAACUAGAGGUGGUUACGCCUUGUAUACUAGGAUGGAGGGAGUAUAUCAGCUCUGAGAUGCUCUACCUCUCAUCUAAAUACUUAUUAUGUUUUGAUUUUGAAUCGAUUAUCGAUUUUCGUGUUUCUUGCUGCCUUUUUUUUAUCUUGCUAUUUCUUGUUUUUUUUAUAAUUUUUUGCUAUUCCUUGUCGACUUGUAUAUGUAAUGUUGUUUGGGUUGGUUUACUGCAUGCAAGAUACCUAGGCUUCAUGGAUAGUUAUUACAACAGAAAAGCCCCAUUAGACAACAUAUAUUGUUCUGAUGGAUGAGACAUAUGUAUGAAAUUAUUAAUAGUAGCUUAGUUAUUGUAUUAUAUCACUUCAGAUUUCUGCAUUUCCGUAAAUACUUACUGUUCUGGUUUUAAAUUGAAUGUGAAUAUUUAUACUUCUUGUUCUUCCUA